AUGUCUCAACCAAAAAUCAAAGCAGUCUUUUUCGACUUCAUGGGAACAUGCCUCGACUGGCACAGCAGCGUAGUGCAAGCCCUACCCACCGCAAUACCAAAAGAUGAAGCAUCAAAGUUUGCACUGGAAUGGCGCAGACGAUAUUUCCUAGAGAACAGCAAACGUGUCAGCGAAAACCUCCACCCAGAAGACAUCGAUAUUACCCUUGCCCGCACUCUGGAAGCCCUCCUCGACCAGUCACCGGAUCACAAACCGCACUUUGAAGCCGAGAUCAACAAGAAAAUCAUCAAAGCAUGGCAUUCACAGAAAGCAUGGCCUGAAGUUUCCGAUGCAAUCAAGAUUCUUCGCCAAGAUCUCGGGUUGGAAGUCUUCGUCCAUGCAAACGGGACGACACGGCUCCAGUUGGACUUGACUCGAUCUUCUGGAUUGGAGUUCAACAUGCUGUUUUCUAGUCAGUUGCUGGGUGCCUAUAAGCCUCGCCCGGAGGCUUAUAAGAAGGGGCUGGAGCUUGUGAAACUUCGGCCUGAGGAGGUGGUGCUGGUUGCGGCGCAUGCAUAUGAUCUGCGGGGUGCGCAGGCGUGUGGGUUGAGGACUGUUUAUAUUCAUCGGUGGACUGAUGAUAUCGAUGAGAAUAUGGAGGUGGUGAAAAAUGAGUUUGAUGUGUUCUUGGAGAACAUGGAUGACCUUGCUGGUGCCAUUCGGGGGUUGUGA
Messenger RNA from Penicillium robsamsonii, 711 nucleotides. RefSeq names its product Haloacid dehalogenase type II. Lineage: Eukaryota; Fungi; Ascomycota; Eurotiomycetes; Eurotiales; Aspergillaceae. The transcript has a single exon. The record is from RefSeq and is a predicted model, not a curated record. Gene Ontology annotation, molecular function: hydrolase activity, acting on halide bonds, in C-halide compounds. The coding region runs from base 1 to 711 and encodes 236 amino acids.